UACGCCAAAAAAAAAAAAAAAGGCGCAAUAACCCUCAUCACAAAAGUCAAGUCAGAGCAAAGGCGGAUGACGUCAUGCCCUGGCGUGCAGUUCACACUCAGGCCGCUAGAUGGCAGAAAGUGGUUCACAUGAUGGCGUCAGCUCACUGAGCUCCAUCCCAAAGCGCAUACUCCGACCCGCUCAGCACAGCACCACACUACCGCACUGAAGAAAAUGCCUGUAUAGUAUGCAACAUAGUGUACCUGGCUUGCUUACUAGUUUGACACACUAGAUAAAAAAAAAAAACGGGACGCAUUCUCGCGAGAACACGGCGUGGUUUGACGCGGCGCUGGAUGGCGCUGCGGGAUGUUUCGGAAUGUUUUUGCGGGUUGAGCUUUUUUUUUUUUUUUUUUUUUUUUUUUCGCCUACAGGUUUCUGCUCGGAUAGGACACAAGCCCGCGUCUGGACGAAGGCACAAGGUAACAACACAAAUCUAACCAAACAGCUAACACUGCGCUUCACAAAUGCACUGUCACGCUCAGCAUCUUUCCUCCAGCAGCAUGAACAGCGAGCUGCUUCACCUGGAAGGACUACAGACUCUUUCUAACAGCACAGAUGUGCUCAACAUCAGCCCGUUACGCAGUGUGAACUCACGCCUAGGCUGAGCAGAGAUAAGAAGUUUUGGCCACAAGACUGGACGGUGAGAAGGGGCUAAGUGAGAAGUGUGAAGGCUUGGCUAAAGGAAAACGUACUCUCCUGGUCCAGAGUGAAACAACGGCACUCACAGAGAGGCAUACACAAUCCAAGAAGGCAAAAAGUCUAAGCCAUUCGUUGCAGUUUACGUCACCUCGUCACUUUAUUCAAUUUGGGACAAAUUCGUAAGAAAAAGAGCCUCUUUAGCGUCCUUCCUCUGAAAAGCAGAAAUUGUACUCUGCACACCUGUUAGCAACUCCCCUACUCUCUAAGCUACACACAGUGCUGCUCUAGACCCAGACACAUCGCCCUCACAUGGGAGUGACAUAGGAGCCAGUCCACACCAACAUCCCUGCUUUUUCUCGCAGUGUCUCAUCUAGUGUUUCUGUCACACACCCAUACACUUCCAUAAACCUGCACACUUGCAUCACCUACACUCACCCAGGAUGCCUUCCUCCUCCUGCAUGAUUGGCUGGAGAAGGAAGCAGCCUUUGUGGUGACUGGUGAAGGGAUUGGGCGGCAUCCAUGUCGUGGAAGCGGAACUACUUUGCGUCUGGCAGCAGCGGGCUGCAGAGCAUUUCUAGCCCGCGCACCAUGAACUCCAUCGCUCCCAGCAAAGGCCUGAGCAACGAGCCGGGCCAGAACAGCUGCUUCCUCAACAGCGCACUGCAGGUACUUUGGCACCUUGACAUCUUCCGCAGAAGCUUCCGGCAACUGACCACACACAAGUGCAUGGAGGACUCGUGCAUCUUCUGUGCUCUUAAGAGCAUCUUUGCCCAGUUCCAGUACAGCAGUGAGAAGGUGCUGCCCUCGGAUGCCCUGCGCAGUGCUCUGGCUAAGACCUUCCAGGAUGAGCAGCGCUUCCAGCUGGGCAUCAUGGACGACGCUGCCGAGUGCUUUGAGAACCUGCUCAUGCGUAUCCACUUCCACAUUUCCGACGAGACUAAAGAGGACAUCUGCACAGCCAAACACUGCAUCCCACACCAGAAGUUUGCUAUGACACUAUUUGAACAGUGUGUGUGUAACAGUUGUGGAGCUACUUCGGACCCUCUCCCAUUCAUUCAGAUGGUGCACUACAUCUCCACCACAUCUCUCUGUAACCAGGCCGUGCGAAUGCUUGAGUGCAGGGAGAAGCCGACCCCAGACAUGUUUGGGGAGCUUCUGCGCAACGCUAGCACCAUGGGAGACCUGCGUAACUGCCCGAGUAACUGUGGAGAAAUGUUACGUAUUCGCCGUGUCCUGAUGAAUUCUCCUGAGAUCAUCAGCAUCGGCCUGGUGUGGGACUCGGACCACUCGGACCUGGCCGAGGAUGUCAUCCACAGCUUGGGCACAUGCUUGCGUCUAGGGGAUCUGUUCUACCGAGUGACAGAUGACCGGGCCAAGCAAUCAGAGCUCUACCUGGUGGGCAUGGUGUGUUACUACGGCAAGCAUUACUCCACAUUUUUCUUCCAAACCAAGAUACGCAAGUGGAUGUACUUCGAUGACGCCCAUGUCAAAGAGAUCGGGCCUAAGUGGAAAGACGUGGUUUCACGAUGUAUAAAGGGCCAUUACCAGCCCCUGCUGCUGCUCUAUGCUGACCCCCGUGGGACGCCUGUGGCAUCACAGGACAUGCCGGCUGCUCAGCUGGAGCUGCACCACUGCAGCAAGGCCGGCUACGACAGCGAAGACUCCGGGAGGGAGCCGUCCAUCUCCAGCGACACACGCACAGACUCUUCCACAGACAGUUACAGUUAUAAGCACUCACGCUCGCACCACGAGUCCAUGGCCUCCCAUUUUUCCUCAGAUUCUCAGGGAACUGUGGUGUGCAAUCAGGACAGCAGCGGCUCACAGAACAGCAUGGACUCUGCAGGUGAUAUCCUGAAAGAAAAGGCAGCUCCUCAGUCCCCACCACGGCCAUCCUCUGUAGGACGACUGCCCGAUUAUAAAAAAGUGGGCUCGGGUGCUGGCGGAUCCGAAGCUGGGCCACAUGCCAGGGACUGGGAGGAUGAGAGCACCAGCAGUGAGUCCAAGUCCAGCUCCAGUGGGGGACGCUACAGGCCAUGCUGGAGGCCGAGGAGAGAAGCGCUGAACAUUGACAGCAUCUUCAGCCGUGAUAGGCAGCGGCUAGGCUCGAGUCCACUCCCCGAGGAUGCCAUCCCUCAGGCACCUAACGAAUCCUUCCCCGGAAUGGGAGCAGAUGUCAUUGACUCCACAGAGACGCAGCCCAUGGAUAUAGUGGGAGGCGGAUCUAACGUAGGAAUGGGGCACCUUCCAGUCCCGGCCGCUCCACGCGGCGUGGCUCAGCCACCAAGGUUAAUCCAGAGGAUGGAAAGCGGCUAUGAGAGCAGUGAGAGGAACAGCAGCAGCCCUAUCAGCAUGGACAUGCCUCUCAAUGAGAACCUCAUCACCAGUGCACCCAGGGAGGCCAGCAGUAAAAGGCAGAUGACCUCAGGGCCAUCUUGGCGAACGGUGCCAAAAUCCAAGAGCAGCAGUGCCAUCUUGCAAGAAGUGCGAUCACCCAGCUGGAGCAGCAGCCCUGUAAAUCUGGGGGAGGGCCGCAGUGAACUUGAUGAGCUGCAGGAGGAGGUGGCACGCAGAGCAAGGCAGCAGGAGCUCCAGAGAAAGAAGGAAAAGGAGAGAGAGGCAGCCAUGGGCUUCAAUCCCAAACCCAGCAAGUUUAUGGAUCUGGAUGAACUCCAACACCAGGGGAAGGGGUGCAGUUUUAAGCGCUGCCUGGCGGAGGCGGAUGCUCUGUUAGAGCAGUCGCUGCGCCUGGAGCAGGCUGGAGACCCAGCCACCGCCCUGGCACUCUUGCAGCACGUUGUGUCUAAACUAAGAUUUUCCAUGCAUGAGGGCAGUGCUAACACUCAUAGCAGGACUAUGGCUGCUGACGCCAAGCUGCAAAAAUGCAUGAGGAGAGCUCGAGGCCUUCAACAGCGCAUUCAGCAGCAGCAACAACAGCAAGAGCAGCCGCAGGAGCCCGGCCGCCCACAGGGGCCUCGCAGUGAACAGCCUGGCUCGGUCCAAAUACUGCUGACAGACAAUCAGGAGGAGGUGUGGGAAGUCAAUCAAGACGCAUCCCUUGGCCCGCCGCCUCCUGCCCAGACGAAGCCAUUCACCUCUAAUUCACUUUCUGCUUUGAACCGCCUGUCACUUAACACUCCCCACUCUCCCAUACCUCAGCCACGCCCACAAGACCCUACUCAAGGAAGUGAUCAGUCACUGAAAGACACAGAAUGGGGUGGUGUGAAACUUUCCGAUGUCCUGCAGGCCUCAGGAGGGCAGAUCAGACCCAUCCAUAAGCACCUGGCCAUCUCUCUGCCAUCUCUUCCCUUGGAAUUGUGGGGUGUUCUGGAUGAAGAUGAAGAGCUUUCCCAGCACCAGCAGCCUUUAGCUUCCUCCUCUACAUCCCCUGCUUCAUCCCUGUGGAGGGGCACCUCUGAUAGCCCCCAUCCUAAUGUAGCAAACACAUCACCUCAGCCUGAGAAGAGUGUACAGGAACACCCCAAAGCUCCUGUAUGGCAACCUUUACGCAGUCCUCCCUUCCCCCCGUCACCUGUGUUAUCCCGCUCCAGCCCCAGACACGCCCCUGCUCCCGUUGCAGCUCGUCAUUGGUCCUCCUGGAGCCUGGACCGCCCUGAUGCCGUGGUCACGCCCCAUGAGACCCCACCAGAUCAGAGCCACCUCAUUAGACCCCCUGUCUCUCCACGCCCACAUGGAUGGAACGGUCCACCCCAUAGUCCAAUGAGCUCCAGGAACAAGAGUAUCAAAAAGUUUGCCAGCUCUCAGUUUGAUCCAAAACUAGAGGCUGAGGCUGCAGAGUAUGAGGAGAAGGAGCUUUCAGAGCUGGACUCGCUGUACCAGGCUAGUCUACGAGCAGGCCGUCGUCUUAGCCCGGCCGCUGGGAAACCAGUGACUCCUGCAGCGCGGCAGCUCCUCUCUGGGGUGGGACGCUCACAGACCCCCACGGCUGAGCUGGAGAGAACUGCAUUUGGAGCACCAGGCUCUCGCAGCUCCACUGCACACACAGACAUGCCAGUGGAUGACAAGCAGUAUGAUCCCGAUCACUUGCGCCGCAUCGCUCGCAGUCUGAGUGGGACCGCAGUUGGACGUAGACAGGACCGUCUUGCUGUCUCACGCAGCUUUGAUGUGUCCAGAGGGUCGCCAAGUUUCUGGCUGUGUCUAACCGGGGUCAAGCUCAGUCCAGUCCACCAGUGAAAUGUGACAGAGCUGUGCCACUGACGUCCUGGGCAGUAGUCUCCUUGGUGUCCUAGGCCCACCUACAACAUCCUCCAUCUUUAUGAUCCCUGCAAGGAUCCCUGCACAUACAAAUAAGUAAAUGCUAGAAUGUUGUAACAGAGAUUAAUCCCAGUUACCCUAGCUUUUAGCUACACAAGCCCACUGGAGCACUAGCAGCUCUGGAGGGCUGGAUCCCUCUUGAAGCCCAAAAUCCUCCUGUAGCUAUAGCCCCACCUCUGUUUCUCAGACCAUGAUGGGCUCCCAUCAUUUCCUUUAUUCAUGUGGCGUGUUGCCUACUGUGUCUUCCUUAACUAUUUCCUCUCUUUAACUUUUUCCCAUUCAGAGUGUGGUGGGCUGCUCUGCCCUUUUCAAUGUUCAUGUAUAAUGGAUCUGGGUCAGCCUCCUCUUCCUGCCUCUGUCCUGCGUAGCAGUGUUUUAAAGUGUGUUAAAGCGUGUUUCCUUCCUGUCCACAGCAUGGUGAAGGGAGGGACAGAGCAUAUUUUCUUCUGUUUACUGUUUGGGAUAAUGUGAUGGACUGAGUAGCUUUUUGUGUGUGUGUGUGUGUGUGUGUGUGUGUGUGUGUGUGUGUGUGUGGCGCUAACAGCAUGCUGUGGUACAAGAAAGGCUUUGAGCCUUGGCCCUCCCGCAGCGAGCCGUCCUACCCCGAGCACUUAACUUAAUUAAACGCACUGCGUGGAGCUGCAAAGCCGGCGAGAUCCAGCAGCAUCCUGGAUAACUUUUCAAUAUCUCUGAGGUCUAUUUAGCUACUGCACAUGAUUAACGUUUGCGUGUGUGUGCGUGUGUGUGUUUGUGUGUGAGUCUAUUUAACACUUAGUUAGGCCAAAUGUCCCCAUGAUGAUAUAAAUACAGCAUUGACAGUAUUAACAUAUUAACAUUGUGUGGACAUUUGGUCAUCUUUUUCUUUUUCAAUAUGAAUGCAGCUUUUUUUGAAAAACUAAAAAAGUCAAAAUAUUUCCUUUUGGAUACCGAAGUUAAGGUUAGGAUUAGGUUUAGAUGUAGCAUAGCAUUAUUUAGCUACAAUACUAUACAAGUUAAUGGAAAUAACCCACUUUUGUAUGUGUGGGCAAGAGUGUGGGGGAGGCCAUCCAUCUUCAACAACGCCCAAUGUAAAAACUCAAGCAAACCCACCACAGCGCAUCCUUUCUUCUGACAGUUUUAAAGGAUUUCUUUUCUUUCACUCUUGUUUUAGAAAGAACUGACUCACUUUUUGUAGGGUGAUGGACAAGUAGCUCAUAGUUUGUACUGAUUUAUUGACUGACACACAUACUUACACACCCUGUAAAAAGAGAACAGUGGAAGGAGCUGUACUUGUUUUUUUGUAUUUCUUCAUUUCUUGGCUCUGGCGCUUGGUCGGAGCACGCAUGUAUCCGUGCAGCCCUAGUGUGGAGAGCGGACGGGACUAACUCGACCUUUUCUUCCUCUUGUAUGGGCAUUCCCUGUAGCACACACCUGUUUUCUGUCUAGUGUUACAGGCAAAGACUGCUUCACUCCUUUUGACUGAAUAUACGCUAAUCCAUGAAUUUAUUGUAAAAGAAAAACAUAUGAACACUGAAAUACUUACAAAUUAUCCAGAGGAAUGGAGAAACUCUACUUUAUGACGUUAUGGAAUGUUAAUUCAUUUUAGUGGUUCUAGUUACUAUCUGCAUUAAGACGAGUAUAGUACACUUCAGAAGUGUAAAGCUGGAGUCAAACUGCUAUUUGAAUUCUAUUGACAGUUCUCCCAUUUGUAUAGGGAGAUAUGCCAAGUUAAGCUUUCUUUAUAUUUCUUUUGUAACCUGCAUUGACACUGAUAACGUAGCUAUGAGGCUGAUACAAUGUAGUUGAGUUACUGUAGUAAGUACAUCUGGCCUAGAGAAGAGUCACAGUCAUUCCAUGUAGUUUUAGUAAACAUUUCUGUAGCAAAAUUGUGAUUCAAUUAUAAAAACAAGUUAAAAAUGUUUGGCCCUGAUAGCUACUAAAAUGUAGCAGAAAUAACUUGAAGCCCUUAUAAGUGUUUCAACAAUUUAUGAACAUUUUGCACAAGAGGUACUUUAAGGUACUUUAUGCUAUGAGCAUAUUGUAAUAUAAAUAAAUAAUUAUUGAAAUAUUGUAACAAAGAUUGAUCAAUGGUCUACAGACGUUUGAUAUCACAGUAUAGUUUGAUUGUUGCAGUGUGUAACCCAUUGGUCUUAAUCAUAUAUUGUGAUAAUUACUUUCACAUUAAAAAGUAAGCGCUAAAUGCUUAACUACAGAUUGAUUAAACUUUUUUGUAUUUCAUUCAGAAUUUAUUUAACUUUUUCUCAACCAAAGAUUGGCACUAUUACAAAGCUCGCCCAUGUUACUAAUUUUUUAAUCCACCUUUUCAUCUAAAGGGUGUUUGAGAAUGUAGCAGUGGUGGUGCACGAGUAUGCUAUGCAACAAAUCGCACUCUCCUGAACAACCAGCAAAGAGUCAGACUGGGACAAAGCCGUGUGUGAGUGUGUGUGUGUGUGUGUGUGUGUGUGUGUGUGUGUGCGUAUGUUCCUCCAGACCUCCCUGGUUUUUCCUUUAACUGAGGAUGAAAGUGAUUUCUUGCCGAAUCGUUAAAUAUGUACAUAUUAACGUCUGUAUGAAUAUCAGCCUUUGAAUGCCAGCUGUAGCCAGAGAGAGAUGGAUUUUUCGAAGAUGAAAAAUCAUUUCAAUGGUUUUUCCUGUUUGGGACUCAUUUGUAAAUGCUUGGGGCUGAGGGAACUUGUAUUUUUGCAAUAAAGUUAUUACCAAUGCACUCCAGCAGGGGUGCUGCACAAC
This is a messenger RNA of Pangasianodon hypophthalmus (striped catfish), 7677 nucleotides long. It is a transcript of the gene usp54b, whose product is annotated as ubiquitin specific peptidase 54b. Gene Ontology annotation, molecular function: cysteine-type deubiquitinase activity. The transcript has 21 exons. Gene Ontology annotation, biological process: protein deubiquitination. Bases 1198 to 4869 code for a protein of 1223 amino acids. Lineage: Eukaryota; Metazoa; Chordata; Actinopteri; Siluriformes; Pangasiidae. The record is from RefSeq and is a predicted model, not a curated record.